UACGGUUAACUCCUCAGCUGUAACUCAGAAACUUCCUUCUAGGUCUCCUGCAACAUCCCAUUCUGGACAUCCACAAUCAUGGCCAAGCUGAUUCCUAUCCACCAGAUCCUGGAUUACAUCAGUAUCAUCAUUCGAAAAUGUCAUCGAGUACUUCGAACGAAUCCUACGUGCAAUAUCAUCUACAACACAUGAAUUCGCAACCUUUGUUCUAUUCGAAUUGGUUGGGAUCGUCUUCGGAUCCGAAGAGUUCUAGUCAGAUAUUCGGACUUCAAGUCCCGAAAACUACCAGCAGACGAUCCAGAAAACCUGGCUUGGACCGCAAACCCCGCCAAGCGUACAGUGCCAAGCAACUGGACCGUCUGGAAGGGGAAUUCAAAAUCGACAAGUACCUGAGCGUGAGCAAACGCAUGGAGCUCAGCAAAGCUCUCAACCUCACCGAAGUGCAGAUCAAAACUUGGUUCCAGAACAGAAGAACCAAGUGGAAGAAGCAGUUGACGACGCGACUGAAGAUCGCCCAGCGACAAGGGCUGUUUCCACCCCACUAUUUCGCCCCUAAUGCCGUGCCGCUGUUCAACCCCUACUAUUCGCCGUUGGGGUGCGUGUUAGGAGUUGUUCCGGGAGAGGGAGCCAGUGGUUCGUCGGCUGAGUCUGUUAUCAGGAGGAACACGUGA
This is a messenger RNA of Phaedon cochleariae (mustard beetle), 671 nucleotides long. Lineage: Eukaryota; Metazoa; Arthropoda; Insecta; Coleoptera; Chrysomelidae. The record is from the annotation of a GenBank genome assembly.